AUGAUCGUUAGUUCAUUUGAAAUUUUACCUGACGAUAUUCUUUAUGAAAUUUUUGCUUAUUUGUCUCCAGUUGAUAUUCUUCAAUCAUUGUUUUCAUUGACUAAACGUUUAUCAAGAAUCAUAUCAAAUGAAUAUUUAUGGCACAUUCAUAUUGGUGAUAGAACAAUGUCAUUAUCAAUGUUUAAUGAUCAAUGCGAAAAUAUCUUGAAAUUAAUAGGAGGUCGGAUUGUCUCAUUACGUUUAACAUUAAUCGAUGUCAUUGUUGAUGUGACGUCAUCUAAUCCAUUCAAUUGUCUUCAAGUUGAAGGAGUUUAUCUAGUUAAGGUGUGUUCAAAAAUGCCUCUUCUAAAAAUUUGUCGACUUCCUUUUAAUCAUAAUGAUAGCAAUGCAAAUCAAAUACGAAACAAUUCGUUAGAAUAUCAAAUAAUUUUAUCGAAUUUAUUAAAUAUAAAUCAUCUUCGUACAUUGACUAUUGGUAUACAUACGUCACAUUUUCUUGAGUGUUUAUUAUUAUGUAUACCAUUUAUCGAGAGUCUAUCUUUUGGCAUAGAAGAUCGAGAUAUUAAUAAGAAUGAUACACAUGAUAGAAUCUUACUACCUACUACUAUUGAUGCUCAUCGUCUUCAAUACCUAUCUCGUCUACGUAUAAAUUGUAGGAAUAGCAUAAGUUUUCAUCGAAUUAUUGCACUUUUAUCAUCUGUAUUCGGUCAACUUUGUCAUUUGUCAUUAAAAUUAGAAGCAUUUACAUUAAUUUCCGAUCCAUUAAUUAUAUCAGGUGAUAUUAUUCAACAAUUCUGUAUCGAUCGUCUUCAACCAAUGGCCACUUAUAUUCUUAAUCUAUUAUUCUACAUUAUGGAUGAUUUUGAAGAAAAAAAAAUUUUCAAUACAUUUUUAAAAGUUCCAUUUACUCAUCGACAAAGACCGAGAGUGUUCAUUCAAGAACUUGAUGAUCAUGAUUUCGAUGAUCUAUAUCAUGGUUUUAUGGUGUAUACUUUACCAUAUAAUAAUACAAUUCUUUCAUCAUACAUAUUCUCUACAGAUCUUGAAAAAAGUUCAAUAUCAUCAUUAGUUCCGUGGUCAUUAUUAACAAAUCUUUCUAUCAAUCAUAGUGAUGUUCUUACUCCGGCCACAUUCGAAUCAAUAUUACGGAUGGCUUAUAACGUAGACACACUAGAAUUAUUUGAUGAUAGAGGGAUUUUACUUCGUCCAAUAUUAAAUAAUCAUAAUCUCGUAACUCUUAUCAAUCAACAAAUAAAAUCAUUUGAGAUCUACGAUGUAACAUUGACAUUGCAAAAUGUUCAACGAAUUUGCACAUUAUUGUCGAGUCGAUUUUGUAACUUGAAGAAACUUUUAUUUACUAUUUCUGAUGCAUAUGAUGAAUGGGAAUGGAAACCAUCUUGUAUUAUUGAUGGGAAAAACAAAUCUACAAAACGUAUUGUUAAUCUUAUCUAUCUACUUGUUGAUCAAUUACAAAAACUUGUUUAUCUACGUAUUAGCUUUUGCACUACGAAUUUCUCUGAUACACCUUGUUUUCCACAUUUAAUCCGACAACAACUACAUCAAUAUCCACUUAGUCGACCAUUUCGAUUACGAGUUUCUUCCAAUGCAGUUGAAAUUUGGCUUUAA
This is a messenger RNA of Rotaria sordida, 1626 nucleotides long. The record is from the annotation of a GenBank genome assembly. NCBI's taxonomy places the organism in Eukaryota, Metazoa, Rotifera, Eurotatoria, Philodinida, Philodinidae.